AAGGAGUGACUUACAGCUGCAUUGCCUUCAGAGUUAUUUGAAACACGACAGGAAAAAUCUGAAGCUGAAGUAAAAUGGCUACAACUGAAGAAUUUACUGCCAUGGCUACAACUUCCUACUACGACUAUGAUUAUGACUACACUGAUGAAGUGUGCAACAAAACAGCCGUCAUUCAGUUCGGAGCUCACCUCACCCCAGUCAUCUUCUCCAUUGUGGUGAUCUUCAGUCUGUUUGGCAACAUCCUGGUCAUUGUGAUUCUAGCCAGAUAUGAGAAUCUCAAAUCUCUCACCAACGCCUUCAUCCUGAACCUGGCUGUAUCAGAUCUCUUCUUCACCACAGGUUUACCUUUCUGGGCAUACUACGACAUGAAUGGAUGGACUUUUGGGGACUUUGCAUGCAAAUCAGUCAACUUCAUCUUCUAUGUUGGCUUCUACAGCAGCGGUAUUCUCCUCAUCCUGAUGACUGCUCACCGUUAUGCAGCUGUAAUGUAUCCUCUGUCAGGCGUUGUGUCCAUCACAGGUAGCUACAGUGUCCUCCUAUGUUUGGCUGUUUGGGUUGUUAGUUUAUUGAUUGCCAGCCCAUCCUUCAUCUUCACCAAAGUCCAACAAGAGAACCGCUGUGAGUAUGCAGAGUCCUACUGGAGCUUGUGGGGAAUCUACGUGCAGAAUUUCCUCUUCAUAGUUAGUUCAUUGGUGUUCGUGAUCUGCUAUUCACAGAUCACCUGCCGACUGCUGCGCCCAACUGCCCAAAGAAGAAAGAACAAAACCUUAAAGCUUAUUUUAUGCUAAUGGUUGUUUUCUUUGUGGGCUGGGCUCCUUACAAUAUUGUAAUAUUCCUACAGUCUAUGCGUUCCUGGCCAAAACCACCUGCUGACUCGAAGACUGUCGCUGGAAGCUGUGUCCCAUCAGAACAGCUGGAUUAUGCCUUUUACAUUAGCCGACUAUUUGCCUUUUUGCAUUGCUGCCUCAACCCUGUGUUUUAUGUGUUUGUGGGGGUAAAAUUCAGAAACCACUUGAAGAAAAUGUUGAAGGGCUAUAGCAACCGCAGUAGCAGCUUCCGAAAUAGGCAACGACUCACGAUUACAUCCAUUACAAGCGAUGAGUGAUGAGUUCUCGAUGUAGUUGAUAAGAGAGCAGAUGUAAGACUAGAACUCCAGGUUUUAUCAAGUGAAAGAAAAAACUAUUCAAAAUCACAUCAGCAUAUAAAAAAACAGCUGGAAAUCCAAGCCUGUGACAUAACAUUAUGAGGUCCAUCCAAAAUCAUAGAUAAUGAUGGUAUGAGUAAAUAUUUCAUUGACACACUUUGCCAAAAGGUGUCCUAUGCCACUGUCACUGCCUGUUAAUGUUGACAAGACCAGUAGAUCAUGAUCCCAUGACGCCAGUUCCACCCUGAUCCCAAGUUUUAGCCAUUUAAAAAAUUACAGGUAUCCCGACGCUUGUCUCAUUACAGAAUGAUUUUGUUUUGUUUAGCAACCAUUGCUGCCUUGCUAGCUAACACUUAUCUCAACUGAGUGAUAGUUGAAUCAGAUGCAACAUGCUCAAUGCUUUGGAGAAAGGCUUGUAUUGAUACGCUGGCUUUUUAACCCUCUGGUUAUGUUGCGGGUCAAAUUGACCCAUUUUUAAUUUUAAAAAUAUUUAAAAAAUUGUUGAAAGUAUUUUUUCGAUAUGAAAUUUAUUCUGCUUGGCUAAAUUAGCGUAAUAAACAUAUGACGUGAAAAUGGUUCAUUUAACAUAUUGCAUCCUGCAUCUUUAUAUUACAGCAAUGAUGUUCAGGGGCCAAUUUGACCGGGCAGUCAAAGUGGAGGCUUAAAGUGGUCAGAAGUUUCAAAUACUAUUGGUUUCUGCAACUCUUUCCAUUUAAGACAAUAUAUGUCCUCCAAAUCUGCUAAAUGCAGCGGAAAAAUCUGGGCAGCAUGUGACAGAGGAGGUGUCUAAUGAAUUUAUCAACAUCACCUCAUAAAAAGAAAAACAUUUAAAGUACAAAAUAAAAUACCCGAAAAACUAUGUCACGUAAAACUAUUGUAUUUAUAUGUAGGUAUUUCUUAUGAACAUUUAAAAAAAAUGUAACAUGAAUUUUCCUGAAAAACAAGUGAGUUAUCCGCAUUGAACCAUGAUCUGUGAGAAUUAAAGAACAUCAUUGCACUAAAUAUUGAUUUAAAUGGUUAGUAAUGGAGUUUAUAAUGAGAUUAUAUAAAAAGUUUAUCGGGAUUUUUUUGGAUUCUGACACUUUUGGAUAUUUGAAUAUUACCCAGGUCAAAUUUACCCAGAACAUUAUCCUCUACAUCUUUCUUUAAAAGGAUUUUUAAAUGGUUUGUAUUUAGUUAACAAACCUGCUGGUGGCUUUAUAGGUCUGUAGUCAGUAAGUUUAAUGCUAACAUCAGCAUUCCAACACGCCUACACACACUUAUGACAGUGUAUACACUCAGUGAUGACUGUAUGUGUAAGGUUGUGUAAUGGUAAGGCUUUUAACAUGUAAUGUAUUGUGUUUGAUCAAAUGUUAUCAGAAAGUUUACAGUCAAAUGUGUCUGUAAUAGAGAAAAUGGUUGUCUAUGCUAUUGUGCAUGUGUAGCUGAACGCUUGUCAAGUUUUCCACAGUGAUCUUUUUGAUCAUUUAUCUAUUAUAUUUUCACUAUGUAGUCUUUAUCACUUGUACUUUAAAAUAUAUUGUUGUUAUUAGUUGCUUUUUCAUAUGACAUGAUUUUAUCUUUACUAUGAAAUAAACAUCAAGUUAAAGGUC
Molecule: messenger RNA, 2736 nt
Organism: Notolabrus celidotus (New Zealand spotty)
Lineage: Eukaryota; Metazoa; Chordata; Actinopteri; Labriformes; Labridae
Product: C-C chemokine receptor type 2-like
Exons: 2
Coding region: 75-788 (237 amino acids)
Biological process (GO): G protein-coupled receptor signaling pathway; chemotaxis; immune response
Cellular component (GO): membrane
Molecular function (GO): chemokine receptor activity
Source: RefSeq, a predicted model, not a curated record